AUGAAGGGAAGACAAAGACAUUACAAAUGUGUAAGAUACACAAAGCAAAUUUUAAUAAAACUUUGCGGCGUCAUUUUUCUUAUGCAUUUCCAUGUUUAUUUCAAGUUCAAACAAUCACAAAAUACUUUCACGAGCCCAUAUUCAAGAUAUAUUGCUGUUGAAGCAUCUUCAAAAGAAUUCUGCAUCUUCUUUAGUUUUAAAAUAGAAAAAGAAAGUAAAAAAGAAACUUUUGAAAAAGUCAUUGAAGUGGAAAGCUUCUGA
This is a messenger RNA of Clunio marinus, 261 nucleotides long. Lineage: Eukaryota; Metazoa; Arthropoda; Insecta; Diptera; Chironomidae. The record is from the annotation of a GenBank genome assembly.